AUGGCCUCGACACUGCCGAGGUUGCCUAUCUUCCAGGCCAUCGCCGGUCACGACCCCCGGCGCACCGCCAUCGUCCACUCGCUGUCCAACCGCACCUUCCGCUACGGCCAGCUGCUGCACGACGUCGCCCAGGCAAAGGACCAGCUGCGCCAGAAGGCCAAUGGCAAGGAAUUGCACGGCGAGAGAAUCGCGUUCCUCGUAGAGAACAGCUACGACUAUGUAGUGACGCUCCUCUCCAUCCUGGCCAGCAAUGCCAUUGCCGUGCCCAUGUCGCCCGCUUUCCCCGCACAUGAACUGCAGUACAUCGUCAACCAGAGCGCUGCUCUGAUGCUCCUGGCCUCCGAGAAGUUCCAGGAGAAGGCCCAGAAAGUGUUGGAGGAAGGCUUGGAACAUGAGCCCAUUUACGCACAGGUCGAGAAGAGGUUUGAGGCUGUAUCAAGCGGCGGCAGCGUUGAACUCGACGAUGUGCCUGACGAGAAGGGCGGCAUGAUGCUCUAUACGUCUGGCACCACGAACAGGCCGAAAGGAGUCCUGAUCCCCAUUUCCACCCUGACCGCGCAGUCGCAAUCGCUCAACAAGGCCUGGGAAUACAGUCCGGAAGACCACCUCCUCCACCUCCUCCCGCUCCACCACAUCCACGGCACUGUGAACGCCAUCCUCGCCCCGCUCUUCGCCGGCUCAAGCAUCGAAUUCAUGUACCCCUUCAACCCCACCCUCAUCUGGGAGCGCCUCGCCGCGCCCUUCCGCCAGCCGACCAACGGCGCGAAGCCGCGCGAAAAGAUCACCUUCCUCACCGUCGUGCCAACCAUCUACACGCGCCUCAUGCACGCCCUCCAGAGCCUUCCGCCCAAGCUGCAGAAGGCGGCGCGCGCGUCGACCCGCCCGGAGAACCUGCGGCUGACCAUCUCGGGCUCGGCCGCCCUGCCGACGCCGACCAAGGCCGCGUGGGCGGAGCUCAGUUCCGGCAGCGUGCUGCUGGAGCGCUACGGCAUGACCGAGGUCGGCAUGGCACUGAGCUGCGGCCUGGACGUCGCCGACCGCGUCGACGGGAGCGUCGGGUGGCCCCUGCCCUUUGUCGAGGCCCGCCUCGCCGAUGCUGACACCAACGAGAUCAUCGAGGACGGGGACGAGCUGGACGAGCGUGGCAGGGAGCGUCUGGGCGAGGUGCAGCUGCGCGGCCCUACCAUUUUCAAGGAGUACUGGCGCAACCCCGAGGCCACGGCGAAGGAGUUUGUCGAGGGCGAAGAUGGAAAGGGCAGGUGGUUCAAGACGGGAGACAUCGCGGUCAGGCGGGAAGUUCCUACUGCGGGAAAGAGCUCGAGGCCGAGCCAGGACUGGUGCAGGGGCAAGAUGUACUUCAUCCAGGGUAGGAGGAGCGCGGAUAUUAUCAAGACCGGUGGCGAGAAAGUCAGCGCGUUGGAGGUUGAGAGAGAGAUGCUCUCCCUACCUGAGGUCGCUGAGUGCGCCGUCGUUGCGCUGGACUCGGAGCAAUGGGGUCAGAGGGUUGCUGCGGUCGUCGUCCUUACCGAACAGGGUCAGACUGCCGGGAAAGGUGGCAAGCCCUGGGGUCCAAUGGACAUGCGCAGGGCACUGCGGGACGUGCUGGCCAACUACAAGAUCCCCACGGAGCUCAAGCUGGUGGACAACAUUCCGAGGAAUGCCAUGGGAAAGAUCAACAAAAGGGCGCUCGUUCUGGAGCUCUUCGCCGGCAGGCCAAAGACCCCACCUCCCCCGCCGAGGAACUAA
Molecule: messenger RNA, 1746 nt
Organism: Diplodia corticola
Lineage: Eukaryota; Fungi; Ascomycota; Dothideomycetes; Botryosphaeriales; Botryosphaeriaceae
Product: amp-binding enzyme
Exons: 5
Coding region: 1-1746 (581 amino acids)
Biological process (GO): fatty acid metabolic process
Molecular function (GO): medium-chain fatty acid-CoA ligase activity
Source: RefSeq, a predicted model, not a curated record